CAUUUGAAGACAAGAAGUACUGUGGAAGAAUCAACUGAGCAACAUGAAAAUUUUGAAAAUGCAGAAUCUAAGUGCCCGAAAAUGGAAGGUCUUCACAGGGAUUAUAUGCGUGAAUUUAAAGUUGAUGAAACUUGCAAUUGGGAUAGCACAGUAGAGAAUCAAUUAGAAAAGACUAAGGAGAGAAGAAUGAAGGAAGAUAUAAAUGGCAUUAAGGAAACGUUUGGCAAAGCCAAAACUACAGCAAAUGUAAAUAUUGAGCAUGAAAAUGAGGCAUCUGAGAAAAGUUUUCAUUUGAGUUCAAAACAUACUACCCCUAACACACCCUCUGUAGAACAGGAAAGCUGUGAGCAUGACAGAUCUGUGGAAUACAUUAAUGGAAAUUCUCGCCUCCAUUUACAGCUGAAAACCAGUGCUGUUAAGAAGCUACACAAAUGUGAGGAAUGUGGGAAAUCUUUUAAAUAUAAUUCCCGCCUUGUACAACAUAAAAUUAUGCAUACUGGGGAAAAACGCUAUGAGUGUGAUGACUGUGGAGGGACUUUCCGAAGCAGCUCAAGCCUUCGAGUCCACAAACGGAUCCAUACUGGAGAGAAACCAUAUAAAUGUGAGGAAUGUGGGAAAGCCUAUAUGUCCUAUUCCAGUCUUAUAAACCACAAAAGUACCCAUUCUGGAGAGAAGAACUGUAAAUGUGAUGAGUGUGGAAAAUCAUUCAAUUAUAGCUCUGUCUUGGACCAACAUAAAAGAAUUCACACUGGGGAGAAGCCCUAUGAAUGCGGCGAGUGUGGAAAGGCCUUCAGGAAUAGCUCUGGUCUCAGGGUGCACAAAAGGAUCCACACAGGUGAAAAACCCUAUGAAUGUGAUAUCUGUGGAAAAACCUUUAGUAAUAGUUCUGGUCUCAGAGUCCACAAGAGGAUCCAUACAGGGGAGAAGCCCUAUGAAUGUGAUGAGUGUGGGAAGGCCUUCAUUACAUGCAGAACACUUCUAAACCAUAAAAGCAUUCACUUUGGAGAUAAACCCUAUAAAUGUGAUGAGUGUGAGAAAUCUUUUAAUUAUAGUUCUCUCCUUAUUCAGCAUAAGGUCAUCCACACUGGAGAGAAACCUUAUGAAUGUGAUGAGUGUGGAAAGGCCUUCAGGAACAGCUCUGGCCUUAUAGUGCAUAAAAGGAUCCACACAGGAGAGAAACCUUAUAAGUGUGAUGUCUGUGGCAAAGCAUUCAGCUAUAGCUCAGGCCUUGCAGUCCAUAAAAGCAUUCACCCUGGGAAAAAGGCCCAUGAAUGUAAGGAGUGUGGAAAGUCCUUCAGUUAUAACUCACUUCUACUUCAGCAUAAAACCAUUCACACUGGAGAGAGACCUUUUGUAUGUGAUGUGUGUGGAAAAACCUUCAGGAACAAUUCAGGCCUCAAAGUUCACAGAAGGAUCCAUACUGGUGAAAAACCGUAUAAAUGUGAUGUGUGUGGGAAAGCAUAUAUCUCACGUUCUAGCCUUAAAAAUCACAAAGGAAUCCAUCUUGGGGAGAAGCCCUAUAAAUGCAGCUAUUGUGAGAAAUCUUUCAAUUAUAGCUCUGCCCUUGAGCAACAUAAAAGAAUUCACACUAGGGAAAAACCCUUUGGAUGUGAUGAGUGUGGCAAAGCGUUCAGAAAUAAUUCAGGUCUUAAAGUACAUAAACGAAUCCACACUGGGGAGAGACCUUAUAAAUGUGAAGAAUGUGGGAAGGCCUACAUCUCACUCUCAAGCCUUAUAAAUCAUAAAAGCGUUCAUCCUGGAGAGAAGCCCUACAAGUGUGAUGAGUGUGAGAAAGCCUUCAUCACAUAUCGAACCCUAGUAAACCACAAAAAAAUUCAUCUUGGGGAAAAGCCCUUCAAAUGUGAUGUGUGUGAGAAAUCUUUUAAUUACACCUCACUCCUUUCUCAACACAAAAGGGUCCACACAAGAGAGAAACCAUUUGAAUGUGACAGGUGUGAGAAGGUCUUCAGAAACAAUUCAAGCCUUAAAGUACAUAAAAGAAUCCAUACUGGAGAGAAACCCUAUGGUUGUGAUAUUUGUGGAAAAGCCUACAUCUCACACUCAAGCCUUAUAAACCACAAAAGUACUCAUCCUGGAAACACACCAUUUACAUGUGAUGAAUGCGGCAAAGCUUUUUUCUCAAGUAGAACUCUUCUAAGUCAUAAAAGAGUCCACCUUGGGGAGAAACCUUUUAAAUGUGCUGAGUGUGGAAAAUCUUUCAGUUACAGCUCACUCCUUUCUCAACACAAGAGAAUCCACACAGGAGAGAAACCUUAUAUAUGCGACUGGUGUGGGAAGGCCUUCAGGAACAGUUCAGGCCUCACAGUGCAUAAAAGAAUUCAUACAGGUGAGAAACCCUAUGAAUGUGAUGAGUGUGGGAAGGCAUACAUCUCACACUCAAGUCUUAUCAACCAUAAAAGUGUCCAUCGUGGGAAACAGCCCUAUAAUUGUGAGUGUGGGAAAUCCUUCAAUUAUAGAUCAGUCCUUGACCAACAUCAAAGGAUCCACACUGGAAAGAAGCCAUACAGAUGUAAUGAUUGUGGGAAGGCUUUUAAUAUCAGAUCAAAUCUUACUAAGCAUAAAAGAACUCAUACUGGAGAGGAAUCUUUAAAUGUGAUAUAUGUGGGAAAUUAUAGUAGCAUAUCUCAGAGAACCUUUGAGGCAGGGAAUGUUCUGGAUGGAACUAUAAUGAGAAUCUCUCUGUAG
Elephantulus edwardii (Cape elephant shrew) is the source of this 2706-nucleotide messenger RNA. It is a transcript of the gene ZFP62, whose product is annotated as ZFP62 zinc finger protein. Bases 82 to 2706 code for a protein of 874 amino acids. The transcript has a single exon. The record is from RefSeq and is a predicted model, not a curated record. NCBI's taxonomy places the organism in Eukaryota, Metazoa, Chordata, Mammalia, Macroscelidea, Macroscelididae.